AUGGCCGCGAUCUACGUACAGCCCGCCGCUGCUAACUACUUCAAUGCCCCCUCCCACGCUCCCCAGAAACAGAGGGGCUACCGACUAUGCGACCAAUGCGGUGCAAUCGAACAACCUUCUGGGGCUCGCUUCCGCUUGUGUGGUGGAUGUAUGACCACCCAAUACUGCUCUCAGGAGUGCCAGAAGAUGCACUGGUCCUCACAUAAACAGAUCUGCCAACAUACCGCCGGCCAGAUCGCAACCGCGAAACAGCCAGGUGCACCCGACGAGAAUCUCGUCAAGAGCCUGCGCAAAUUCGUCUCAGCACAUUCAACACUUCUUGGCUGGGCGGGCUUCCAGGCGCUUCAACUGAGGCGCAUCCCUUCGAAUGUCCGCCAGAACGCGCUCCUCGUCGAGUUGAGAUACAACCCAUCGGCAUCCGACGCAGUCCGUCGCUUCUCCAUCAAGGGCACACAUGUUGUCCCUCGUACAUACGUCACCGACAACGACCCACUCGUGGGCGCUGACAUUCAGCGACGCGAGGACCGGUGUCGUCGCUCGGGUGGCAUCGGCACCGCCGUCAUCCUUGUCCAAUGCGGCGACAUCAGCCAAGUCAUGCCCGUGGAGGUCGACGCACCCGGCAAAAUCUCUUGGGACUCCCGGGACGACUGGUCUGACGUUCUCCGACACUUCGUCGACUCCGGCCGGAUAGACUUCAAGCCCAUCUCGACGACGCCGAGGGGGAUCGUCUACGGAUGAAACCUCCCUUUCCCUUCUCAUUCGUCCGGCGGCGUCGACCGUCAUCGUUGCAUCUCACCACGAGCGCUGGACUUGCUCGUGCUUUUCGCCGGUUC
Messenger RNA from Fomitopsis serialis, 833 nucleotides. RefSeq lists its product as uncharacterized. The coding region runs from base 1 to 738 and encodes 245 amino acids. The transcript is spliced from 5 exons. NCBI's taxonomy places the organism in Eukaryota, Fungi, Basidiomycota, Agaricomycetes, Polyporales, Fomitopsidaceae. The record is from RefSeq and is a predicted model, not a curated record.